AUGGCGCCCGACCCACUGAUGCAGAUGAAUACGUAUCGGUCGUACGUGACUAUGCUGGCCGAUCCAGUGUCAAAAGAUGAACUGAAGCUGAAAGCGGCUCAGGAACUGUCGGAGAACUUCGAGAUUAUUAUGUGUUCGACGCAAUACCCGGCAUUUCUCGAUCACAUGAUGAAGAUCUUCUUGAAGAUACUGCAAGAGGGAGAGCCGCAUUUCAUAUCGGAGUACAACAUCCAGCAAGUGAGAAAGCUGAUUCUGGAGAUGAUACACCGAUUACCCAGCAACGAGUACCUGCGUCCAUACGUUAGACAAAUCUUGACUCUGAUAUCUAAAUUGCUCGAAACGGAUAACGAAGAGAACGUCUUGGUGUGUCUGCGCAUCAUUAUCGAGCUUCACAAGCAAUAUAAGCCGACAUUUAAUCCAGAGAUACAAUAUUUCCUGCAAUUCGUCAAGUCGGUGUACAGCGAGUUACCAAAGAAUCUGCCAAAAAUAUUCGAGCCGCGGCCUCCGCUUCGCGUGAAGGAUCUGUCGGAGAUUAACAUAGAAGCUCUUCUGAAGGAAACGUUCACAAUUACGGCGAUACAAAGCGAGAAGAAGGCAGCUGACGGCACUGUAUUGACAUACAACUUAAUCCCAAAGGCGGUGAUGUCGCUCAAAGUACUUCAGGAAUUGCCGAUAAUUGUGGUGUUGAUGAAUCAAUUGUACAAGCAGAACGUACAUCAAGACGUGUCGGAUUUCAUUCCGAUCGUCAUAACGACUAUAUCGUUGCAACCGAGUCCUCAACAUCGCGCGUCCCCUGGAUUCAACAAAGAAGUCUUUGUUGACUUCAUGGGCGCUCAAAUAAAAACUCUUUCAUUUCUGGCGUACGUGAUAAGAGUAUAUCAGGAAGUGAUAACGCAGCACAGUCAGAUGCUGGUGAAAGGCAUUCUCGGUUUAUUUACGCUAUGUCCCAUGGAAGUCGCUCAUUUGCGGAAAGAAUUAGUCAUCGCAUCGAGACACAUUCUCGCCACGGACCUGCGUAAUCAAUUUAUUCCACACAUGGAAUAUUUCUUCAACGAGAAUAUCUUCAUCGGACAUGGUUGGACAACUCAAGAGGCCCUUCGGCCGUUGGCGUAUUCGACGCUCGCGGAUCUAGUUCAUCAUGUUAGACUGUUGUUACCUUUAAGCGAUGUCUCCCAUGCGGUUCAUCUGUAUAGUAAAAAUUUAUUGGACCCUAGCCUACCGACUACAGUGCAAAUGGUUUCUUGUAAAUUGCUGAUGAACCUGGUGGACACAGUACGACAAAGGUCUGAUGCGGAAAACAGCACACAGGGGCGGGAAUUGCUGAUGCGCAUACUUCUGGUCUUCGUUUUGAAGUUCAAAGUUCUCUCUAAGAUCUACAUCCCGAUCCUGCGGAACAAAACGAAGCAGCUGCGAGCCAACGCAACGGCAGACGCAUCUGCAACGGAGGACACUCUUAAGAACAUCGUCGAGCUGACCGAAGAAAAGGAACUCGGAAAGUCAAAGUUUGGUUUUCCAAAUUGGCAAGUUAUGAGUUAUAAUGUUGCCGACUAUCGUAACCUAGUGAAAAGUUUGGUACACGGAGCCAAGGCUAUCACAGCAAACUGCGUGAAUAGUAGAACGGGAGGAGAGGCAACACAAUCGAAUCAGUUACAGCCGAAAGAAACUCUUAUCUACAUUCAGCUUGUCAAGUGGGCGUUACCUGCCUUGGACAUUUAUACCAUCGGCUCCACAGUCGUUGGCACUCCUGUGCAACCAGGUAGACCGGCGCAAGCUCAAACUAUUAGGACACGGGAGGAGAAAGAAGUGUUGGAAUUAUUCGGCAACAUAUUCACACAGAUGAAUCCUCAUACCUUUCAAGAGAUAUUUUCCCUCUCUGUGGACUACAUGGUUGAGAGGAUCUUCAAGAACAGCGCGUUACAGAUAAUCGGUAGUGCAUUUCUUUCGAGUCCGACCAUAUCGUCCAGGUUUGCCACGAUAUUGGUGCAAUAUUUAUUAGAAAGGAUGAACGAUAUGGGAUCGAACGUUGAACGAAGUAAUCUGUACCUACGAUUAUUCAAAUUAGUGUUCGGCAGUGUGUCCCUUUUCCCAGCUGAAAAUGAGCACAUGCUUCGACCCCACUUGAAUCAAGUGGUCAAUCGUGCCAUGGAGCUCGCUAUGUCAGCGAAAGAACCUUACAAUUAUUUCCUCCUUCUGAGAGCGCUGUUUCGAUCCAUCGGGGGUGGGUCGCACGACUUGCUCUACCAAGAAUUUUUGCCUCUACUGCCGAAUAUGCUAGAGGGACUGAACAGAUUGCAGUCCGGCUUACAUCGACAACACAUGAAGGAUCUAUUCGUCGAACUUUGUUUAACGGUGCCGGUCAGAUUGAGUUCCCUGCUGCCUUACUUACCGAUGCUUAUGGAUCCGUUAGUAUCUGCUCUCAACGGGAGUUACUGCCUUGUUAGUCAAGGCCUGCGUACUUUAGAAUUAUGUGUCGAUAAUUUGCAACCUGAUUUCUUAUACGAACACAUCCAGCCAGUCCGUGCAGACUUAAUGCAAGCUCUCUGGAGGAUCUUACAUAACUCCACGGACCAAGCGCACGUCGCAUUCCGUGUUCUGGGGAAGUUUGGCGGUGGCAACCGCAAGAUGAUGAUAGAGCCUCAAAAGUUACAGUACAACGACCGCGAGACCAGUUCUCCCACGGUAGUGAUUUAUCUUCAAGGACCCAAGAAGCCGUUCGACUUCUCCAUGGAGAAGGUAAUCGAGACGGCGUAUAUUGCCUUAAAGUCCAGUACUACAGACUUAUAUUACCGCAAACAAUGCUGCGAGGUUGUCAACUGCUACCUGGCGGCGACCCUGAGACUCGACGAUGUCGGCAACAUACUACACAAGCUGUUCACGCACCCGAGCUUCCAAGAGGGCGAGAUUAGUUUCUGCCACGCGUCCAGUCAGUACAAAUGCCCCGACACCGUGGCGCGCGACGUCCAACAAACCGCGGUGACGAGUCUCUUCAUCGCCGCGGAGACCAAGGAGCUCAGACCCCUGGUAAUCGGCAUGGUGAUCUCCAUCGUCAGGCACUAUACGAUGAUCGCCAUCGCCCAACAGGCUGGUCUGUUCUCGUGGACGGAACGCGACAUUCGCAUGCAAGGUCAGGAUCCGCUGGUGCUGGUCGACGCGCUCGCCUCCAUCAUGUCGCACGAGGAGAAAGACCUGCACAGAAUGGCGUACCUGGUACUUAUGUUAAUAUUAGACACGGCGACGAAAAUCCUUGGCUCGAAGGAACGAGCCUGCCGGCUGCCCAUCAUAGAAUAUGCUGCGGACAGGAUGUGCAUGUUGUGCUACGAGCGCGCCUGGUACACGAAACUUGGCGGUUGCAUCGGCAUCAAGUUCCUCACCGAACGGAUGGCCAUCAAGUGGGUGCUCGACCACCAGUUCAUGUUCCUCAGGGCCCUCAUCUUCGUGAUGAUGGACCUGACCGAUGAAGUAUCGAACGGCGCCAUCGACAUGGCGAAGACCAGUCUGGACAGGAUGAUAAGGAUCUGUGUAGACCCCAGCAUUCAAGAGGGCAAUGCGGAGCUGUUGGACGCUCGCAACAAGGGUGUCCAUGACGUCACUCGCGAAUUGGUGAGACAGGUGACGUCACCGCAUACUAUCGUGCGAGAGCAAGCCAUGGCGUCCUUGCGCCAACUUGCCGAGAUCCAAAACAAGACCGUAACGGAAGUGAUGGAGCCUCACAAGGAGGUUUUGGCUGACAUGAUCCCACCUAGGAAACAUUUAUUAAGACAUCAGCCAGCGAACGCACAAAUUGGCUUGAUGGACGGGACGACAUUCUGCACCGCCUUGAAUCCACGUCUCUUCACUAUCGAUCUGAAAGUGGCAGAGCACAAAGUGUUCUUUCAAGAACUAUUGGGCCUCUGUGAGGCCGAGGAGACGCAGUUGGCGAAGCUGAGCUGUUACAAGUCCGUGACGAAUCUGAUGCCUCUGAGGAAAUCGGCGCUGCGUGCACUUGCAGCCACUCACUACAUCUCCGAGUGUCGCGAGAAGAUCUUUGCAGUUCUGUACAAAGCAUUGGAGAAGUCAAACGGCGAACUGCAAGAAGCCGCCUUCGAAUGUAUGCGAACGUUCAUCUCUGGUUUUCAAGUCGAUAUGGAGCUGGUGCACACAACAAUGCGGCCGAUGUUACUCACCUUGGGAGAUCACAGGAAUCUUAGUCUAAAUUGCGUCAAGAGGCUGUCCUACUUGACGCAGCUCUUUCCAAGCACCUUUAGCAUCACCCUCUGUGAACAGUUACUACAACAUCUGAAGAAACUCCUGGAGAACCUCAUUCAGUCUCAGAAAGGUAUACUGAAGACCGGUGAAAACGAACAAAAGAUUACCACCAUCAUCGGGAUAUUUCACGAGAUCCCAGCGGCUACUCCAAAAUUCAUCGACCUGCUGUGCCGAUUGGUCCUGCAUACGGAGAAGACUUUAUUGGUGGAGGUAUCUAGUCCCUUCAGAGUGCCUCUGAUGAAGUUCCUCUUACGUUAUCCAGCUGAUACCCUCAACCUGUUUCUGCACGACAAUAACAUCAAGGACCAACAAUGGAGCCGGUACCUGGAGUAUCUCAUAAAGCACAAGGAUGGUAAACCGAUCAGAGACAUUUUACACAACAGUACAGGCAGACUCGUCGCAAUGUUGCUUGCACAUUCGCAAACCAACUCGAACUUGACUCACAUGGAGAAAAGCGAACUGCAGUACCGUGCGAUUAAAAUAAUCGCCUUGCUCAUCCGGUUCGACGAGCAGUGGCUUUCCACGCAGACUCAGCUAGUAGGCGCUUUGAAGCGGAUCUGGUGCAACGACGAUUAUCAGGCGCUGCACAAGAAGGUCGAGAACGUGGAGUAUUACCAUUGGAAAGAGCCGAAGCUGAUCGUCAAGAUCCUGCUGCACUACUUCCGCCAGCAGCCCAACGACAUUGACUUGCUGUUUCAAUUGCUGCGAGCCACUUGCGACCGCUUCGUGCCAGACUUCCAGUUCUUGCGGGACUUCCUGGAGAACACAGUGGCGCAGGAGUAUACCGUGGAGUGGAAGCGGAGCGCGUUCUUCCGCUUCGUCGAGCACUUCCCCACAAACAACUUGUCGCAGGAGCUCAAGGCCAACGUGCUGCAGCUCAUCAUCAUCCCGUGCUUCGCGGUGAGCUUCGAGCGGGGCGAAGGCACGAAGUUAGUCGGCGGGGCUCCGAUGCCUUACCAGGACAACCCGGAGAACGUGGUCUCAGUGUUCAUCAGCAAGAUCAUCGACCCGGAUAACCCGUUCGGCUCGGCCGAUUGCGUGCGCAUCUCCCUGCUGCAGUUCUCGUGCCUGCUCGUCGAGCAAGCGUCGCAGCACAUCCAUGAUGUCACCAACAAGCGACAAGGCAAUAAGUUGCGCCGACUGAUGACGUUCGCAUGGCCAUGCUUGUUAGGAAAGAAUUGUGUGGAUCCUACCACAAGAUACCAUGGUCAUCUGCUUCUCAGUCAUAUCAUAGCGAAAUUCGCUAUACACAAACGCAUAGUACUGCAAGUAUUUCAUAGCCUUCUGAAGGCACACGCUGUAGACGCCCGGAAUGUCGUAAGACAGGCUCUGGAGAUAUUGACCCCGUCAAUGCCAGUUCGCAUGGAGGAUGGUAAUACGAUGUUAACUCAUUGGACGAAGAAGAUCAUAGUUGAGGAAGGACAUUCCAUGCAGCAGCUGUUUCACAUCUUACAAUUGGUUGUGCGGCAUUACAGAGUAUAUUAUCCAGUCAGACAUCAUCUGGUACAGCAUAUAGUAAAUUCCAUUCAGCGUUUAGGUUUUAGUCCGACUGCGACGAUUGAGCACAGGAAACUCGCGGUCGAACUAGCAGAAGUGAUCAUCAAAUGGGAAUUAUAUAGAAUCAAGGAAGAAGCUGAGGUCGCCGACGGCAAUAGCGGUAACAGAUCGAGUGCAAGCACGUUGAAGCGACAGGUGACAUCCGACGAUUCGACCAAGCGUCUAGCCAACCAGUCACCGUCUACCAGCAUGUGCAUGCCUCUCACGGCGUCCAAGACGGAGUCGAUGAAAGCGAUAGACCGAGUUCAUUCGGACGCCAUUUUGAACUUUUUGCUGCGUUUGGCGUGCCAAGUAAAUGACGUCUCCUCAAUUCAUGGUAAUCCCGGUGAACUGUUGUCGAAACGAUGUGUGAAUCUUUUAAAGAUGGGAUUAAAACCUGACAUAUGGACGGAACUGUGCGACUUGAAGUUAGUCUGGCUCGAUAAGGUGCUGACAAGCGUGGACAGUGCGCAGCCGAAUUACGGGAACAUCAGCACUGCCCUGGACGUGCUAACAUUCUUGUUAGGGGUAAUGAAACGCGAGCAGAUACUCGCGAGCUUCAAGCCGCUGCAACGUGGGAUCAGCUCUUGUAUAGCAAGCAGUAACACCAAAAUAAUACGUUUGGUACACGGCCUAUUGUCUAGACUAAUGACUCUUUUCCCAGCGGAGCCAACGUCGUCGAACGUUUGCUCCAAGCAUGAAGAAUUGGACACAUUGUAUACGGCGGUAGGUAGAUUCAUAGCCGACGGUCUCACGACAUAUGAGAAAUCCACUGCCGCUACACCCAGUUCAUUAUUCGGCACACUGAUGAUGCUGAAGGCGGCCUGCACGAACAACCCAAACUACAUCGACCGUAUGAUCACGCCUUUUAUGAGAGUGCUACACCGCAUGGCUAAGGAACAUUUACACAGUUCCACCCAAGCUGAAACUAAUCCGGUUGGGAGUGAACUGCUCAUCCUGAGCAUGGAUCUCGUUAAGAACCGGGUGGUAGUGAUGGGUGCUGAAAUGCGAAAAUCUUUCAUUGGUACCAUACUGGUUAGCCUUAUCGAGAAGACGCAGGACAUCAAGGUGAUGAAGGCCAUCACGAAGAUGUUGGAGGAAUGGAUGAAAAGCAAGAGCACGAUCGCGAUGAAUCAGACACCAACUCUGCGCGAGAAGACGAUACUUUUGUGCAAGAUGAUGCAAUACGUCGAGAAACGUUUCCCGGACGAUCUGGAGCUGAACAGGCAAUUCUUGGAGCUGGUCAACUACAUCUACCGUGACGAGAGUCUGAAAUCAAGCGAUCUGAACAACAAGCUGGAGCAGGCUUUCUUAUCGGGCUUGCGUUGCGUUCAGCCGCAGGUGAGGGCAAAAUUUUUCGAGGUAUUGGAUGCGUCGAUGGGAAAGAAGUUGCACGAGAGACUCGUGUACAUCAUCAGUAUCCAGAAUUGGGAGAAUAUAGGUCCGCAUUAUUGGAUCAAGCAAUGCAUCGAACUGAUCUUAGCGUCCGCGAACCCGAACGCGCACAUACAGAUGACCAAUCAGGACCUGCUACUUCCCAGCAUCACGUCCAUUAUCCACAUGGGCAUGGACAAAGACAACAAGGAGCACAAGAACUUCAUGGCGUACUGCGCCGUGAAGGAGGAGCCCAUAGACACCUCCGAACCGGUCAACGAUGCGCCUGAGGCGGACCUGUCUGAGAUGGAUCUGUCCAACAUGUCCAUCUCGGAGUUUACCACCACCGUGGACGACAUCAUGGCGCAAAGCAGCCUAGCUGAUAUGAUCAACAAACAGAAAAGUUUCAUCGAACGCGCCAAGAAGAUCAAGACUGAGCAGCUUCUCCUGGCGGUGGUCCAGCUAUGUCACAUGGACACGAAUCUAGCGGAACGCGUCUGGCUGGACAUAUUCCCGCGCCUGUGGAGCAUCCUCGACGAGCAUCAUCAGAGUCUGCUGACCGCAGAAGUGGUACCGUUCAUCGCUAGCGGUGCGCACGUCAUUCAGAAAGACUGCCACCCGAGCGCGCUCGGCACGUUCCUCGAGGCGUUGUCACAUUGCAGUCCGUCGGUGGCCAUUAAGCCAUACGUGAUGAAGUACCUGGGUAAAUCACACAACGUGUGGCACCGAAUGACACUCACCCUCGAGCAAAUGGCUUUCGAACCCGACAACAUUACCUACGUGAAGGGCAGAAACGAGCCCGCUCUAUACCACGAACAACCUGUGCCCGCGGAAGAAUUGCCUAACGAGACGAUGGACGCCCUCGCGGACAUGUACUCGUUGCUGCUGGAGGAGGACAUGUGGUCCGGUAUCUGGCAGAAGCACGCCUACUACAAGGAGACUUUGCACGCGAUUGCGCUGCAGCAGCAAGGCUUCUUCGAGCAGGCCCAGGGAGCUUACGAUGUGGUCAUGACGAAAUUCCAGCAGGAUUGGGUGUCGACUCCGUCGCCUUACAAGAUUCAAAAGGAAGUGGUGAUGAUUGCGAACCAAUGGAUACGCUGCGCGAAGGAGCUGAAUCAAUGGGACAUGCUGCUGGAGUACAGCACCACGAAGGACUUUAGAGAUCCUUUCGUGGCCCUGGAGAGUUCCUGGCGCAUUUCUAAUUGGGCCGUCAUGAAGGAAGCACUCGCGCUUGUCGAACACAAUUGUCCGAAAGAAAUGACUUGGAAGGUAAAUAUGUACCGCGGAUUCUUAGCCAUAUGCAACAGCGAGGAACAGCAUUUGAAUGCAGUGGAGCGCUACGUCGAAAUCGCUUCUAGUUUGUGCAUGAGAGAGUGGCGAAAACUUCCUCACGUCAUCAGUCACAUUCACCUGCCGUUGCUGCAGGCGGCGCAGCAAAUAAUGGAGCUGCAAGAGGCAGCUCAGAUUCAUCAAGGCUUGAUGCUAGCCAGAGCCACGUCUCUCCAUGAUAUGAAAGCCAUUGUGAAGACGUGGCGUAAUCGCUUGCCCGUGAUCGCGGACGACCUCAGCCACUGGUCGGAUAUCUUCGCUUGGCGGCAGCAGCACUACAAUUUCAUCGCCAAUCACUACGAGUCCCAACCAGACCCGCACCCGACGCCAACCCACUCCGUGCUCGGCGUUCACGCGUCCAUGCAGUCGAUCAUACAUUACGGCAAAAUCGCUCGGAAGCAGAACCUGUACGGCGUGUGCUUGGACUCGCUGUCGAAGAUCUACACGAUCCCGAGCGUGCCCAUGAUCGAUUGCUUCCAGAAAGUCCGCCAGCGCGUCAAGUGUUACAUGCAGAUGGCCACGAUGGGCGGCCAGAAUGAACUUCAGGAAGGACUGGACGUCAUUGAGUGCACCGACAUGCGUUACUUCUCGAAGGAGAUGACCGCUGAGUUUUACGCGCUCAAGGGUCUGCUUUUGUCACAACUCGGCCGUUCCGACGACGCCAACAAAGCCUUCUCCACAGCGGUGCAGCUGCAUGACACUCUGGUAAAGGCGUGGGCCUUGUGGGGCGAUUACCUCGAGCAGAUUUUCGCGCGUGACGCCCGCCAGAUCUCCAUCGGCAUAGCGGCGAUCACGUGUUUCUUGCACGCCGCCCGUCAUCAGAACGAGACUAAGUCGAGAAAGUACAUCGCUAAGGUCAUCUGGUUGCUCACAUACGACGACGACAAGUCGUCGUUGAUGGAGACGUUGGACAAGUAUUCGGUAGGCGUGCCGGCGAUUCAAUGGUUGCCAUGGGUGCCACAGUUGCUCAUGUAUCUCGUGCGCAAUGAGGGCAACAGCAUACUGAACUUGCUGAGUCAGGUCGGCCGCAUGUUCCCGCAAGCGGUGUACUUCUCUAUACGGACUUUAUACUUGACCUUGAAAAUAGAACAGAGAGAGCGAUACAACAGUGAGCUGACUGCAGGUAAGAUUCAGGAGAGCAGUCAAGAAGACCGUGCCACUGGUAAUGCGUCGCAGCAAGGAGCAUCAGAAACCGGCCACACCGUACGAGCAACGGCACCAAUGUGGAGGUGCUCCAAAAUUAUGCACUUGCAGAGAGAUAUUCACCCCACUGUGCUGAGUUCUCUCGAGGGUAUCGUGGAUCAAAUGGUAUGGUUUCGCGAAACAUGGUACGAAGAAGUGUUGAGACAGCUGACUCAAGGACUAGCUAAAUGUUAUGCAUUAGCAUUCGAGAACCGCGGUUCAGUGAGCGAGGCAACCAUUACUCAACACACCUUGAACUUUGUCAAAAAAUUAGUAUCAACCUUCGGCAUAGGAAUUGAGAAUAUAUCGUCUUCCCAAAAUACAUCAUUCUACUCGGCGGCUUCAGAAUCCUUGGCGCGUAGAGCGCAGGAUACUGUGCAAGAUCCCGUUUUUCAUAGGAUGAAGGGACAAUUCACAAGCGACUUCGACUUUACUGUGCCAGGAGCCAGAUUACUUCACAAUUUGAUCAGCAAACUGAAGAAAUGGAUAAAAAUUCUCGAAGAAAAAACCAAACAGCUACCUAGGUCUUUCUUGAUAGAGGAGAAGUGUCGUUUCUUGAGCAACUUUAGUCUCAAAACUGCCGAAGUAGAACUACCUGGUGAAUUCCUCAUACCUCGACACUCGCAUUACUCCGUGAAGAUAGCACGAUUUAUGCCGCGUGUUGAGGUGGUUCAACGGCACAACACGGCCGCCAGAAGGCUACGCAUUCGCGGCCAUAACGGACGUCUAUACCCUUACUUGGUAGUCAACGAUGCCAGCGUAGGAGAUGCGAGGCGUGAGGAACGAGUGUUGCAGUUGCUGCGGAUGCUGAACCACUAUUUGGCCAAGCAGAAGGAGACCUCACGGAGGUUCUUACAUUUCACGGUGCCGCGACUAGUCGCCGUCUCGCCGCAGAUGAGGCUCGUGGAAGAUAAUCCAGCCGCGGUGUCACUUCUCGAUGUAUUCAAACAGGGUUGUGCCAAACUGGGCAUGGAACACGACGCGCCGAUCGCCAGGUACUACGAAAAACUGGCCGCGGUGCAAGCUCGUGGGAUCCAAGCGAGUCAUCAAGUGCUGCGAGACAUUUUGAAAGAGGUGCAAAGCACGAUGGUCUCGAAGACAAUGCUAAAGGAUUGGGCGAGGAAAACCUUCCCUGGCGCCACUGAUUAUUGGACGUUUAGGAAAAUGUUUACGCUACAACUGUCCUUGACUUGUUUCGCUGAGUACGUGCUUCAUCUAACGAGGCUCAAUCCUGACAUGAUGUACAUGCACCAGGACUCUGGUCUCAUCAAUAUCGCCUAUUUCAAGUUCGAUAUCGACGACAUUUCCGGGGAACUGGAUGCAAACAGACCAGUACCUUUCCGCCUGACACCUAAUAUAUAUGAAUUUAUAACAACCACAGGAGUAUCGGGCCCUUUAACCGCCAGUGCGAUCGCUACGGCUCGCUGUUUGGUGCAACCGUCGUAUCAGUUACACGCUAUACUGCGCGCGAUUCUGCGCGAUGAGGUAAUCGCAGAGCACAAAAGGCAGGAAGAUACCGAGAGCACGUCGCAAACGCCGACUGACCUGAAGGGCGAGCUGCUGAUCAAGAUGGUGACUCAUGCGGUCACCGCGAUCAUCUCGCGAUUGAACUCACUGGCCAACUUCGAUGGGAUUGACAGUAAAGUCAGCACGUUGGUUGCCGCUGCCAACAGCCACGACAAUCUCUGCAGAAUGGACCCGUCGUGGCAUCCGUGGUUGUAACAUAGCAGAAUAGAACAUGGACUGACAAUGCAUGGCCUAAUCGUAUGUCUAACGAGCAGAACAGGAGAAUUAGGCUGUCACGUCGUUCUUAAUUCUCACUUUAUUUGACAGCCUAAUUUUGCUCGGAGCACUCGUUGGACAUACUACCUUGCGUGCGAUGUUCGCUUUUGGAUAGCUAGGAGAACGUUGAACGAUGGAAGAAGAUAGAAAAUAAGUUAGACGCAAUGAAUAUUUAUAGAUUAUACUUGCAUAUAUAGGCUGUCUUGCAACUCGCGCCGUUCAUUCUAAUAAUUUGUUGAUAAGUGGACAAUUCUUUUGUUCUUUAACUAAAAAUAUCGGAAAGAUGACGGAUAAUCUCGAAACUAUACCAGUGACUGAGAAAGGCUUCCCGCAUACUUGAUUUUUUCGUGGGACCAAAUUGAUUAAAGAAAAUUGAUUAAAAAUGUAUUUUUCAAAUGAUCUCAACUGAAAUACGUUUUGACUCCUGUUUUCUCGUCACAAGGAUCUGAACAAAAUUCUUCGUGAUACACUGAGCAAAAAAAGAUAUCACCGCUCUGUAAAGACCCUUGAAAAGAGUUUCCUCUCCGCUCCAAUGAUCAAUAAAAUUGACCGUAAAUCUUACAUAUAGUAUAAUGUAUAGUUACUGUGUUUUAAUUAAGUAUUAAUAAGAUCGCGUUAAUUUUACGGCUAUUGAUCGAAUAUCGUCCGAGCGAAAAGGAUACUCUCGGAAUAUGUUGCCAUCUGCUCGGUCAAUCGCCCCUCAACGGAGCAGUUAACUUGAAGAUUGCUCGCGAGGAGGUGCUCUCAUAUGUUUCUAAGAGUUGCGAGACAAUCUAUAUAUCAAUAUACGUGUUACCUGAACAUAUGUAAAAAAAAAAGCGGCAAGUCGAACCUGUAAAGUGCGAAUUUUAUAUAUUGCAACGAUUGACUCUUAUUCUGUAUAUUUGUUACACUGCUCAUCCCAUUUCUCCACAUACGACUAUUGAUACGACACUUCGCUGUAACAUAAAGUUCAAGUUCUCUCAGUGUAUCGUCGGUCAUGUGUAGUCUGGAGCUUGAGCGACGACGAUGUAUGAUCUCGCCUUAAUAUUUACGGUGCAGGAAUACAAUUUACAAUCAACUGAA
This is a messenger RNA of Harpegnathos saltator (Jerdon's jumping ant), 12513 nucleotides long. RefSeq names its product Transcription-associated protein Nipped-A (gene Nipped-A). The transcript has 11 exons. Gene Ontology annotation, cellular component: NuA4 histone acetyltransferase complex; SAGA complex; nucleus. Lineage: Eukaryota; Metazoa; Arthropoda; Insecta; Hymenoptera; Formicidae. Gene Ontology annotation, biological process: regulation of DNA-templated transcription; DNA repair. Gene Ontology annotation, molecular function: protein binding. The record is from RefSeq and is a predicted model, not a curated record. Bases 1 to 11388 code for a protein of 3795 amino acids.